CCCAAGCUAACUGCCCAUUGGCCUAUAGGCAUUUGGGAGAGAUUUUAGCAAUUGAAGAGGGAGGGAGAGAGCAAAAGUCACUGGCAGUGUUGAGGUCUUUGAAUCAACAGGUGGCAGAGGGAGAAACUUGCUGACGAAGAAAGAGAGUAGAGGAGAAGAAAGUUAAAGAAAACCCUCAAGGCCAUGACCACGAGACUCCUGUGGAGGGCCCUGUGCCUACUUGUUCUACUCUGCAUUGUGUCAAACUUCAGCUUUGCCACCACUCACCAAGACCCCUCAGCCCCAGAGCAGGGAGUCACCUUCAGCCACGUCUAUAAAAUCGACAUCCCGGGGAGCUCCAGUUGUAAACUUGAGCGCCUGUCAGACCAGGAUGAAACAGGUCUGCAGACAGAGACUACUACAAAUGGAGAGAAUGACAUCAUCUUCAGACACAACAUCAAGCUGCAGACACCAAAGUGCGACUGUGAGGAUUCGGAGAGCUUCAAGUCACUCUUGUACAGGGUCAACGGGCUGGAGGAGGAGGUCAACUACCUAAAGACCCAGUGUACUCAGGGAUGCUGUGGAGGCCAUGGGGCUGCAGGUGUGGACACAAGCUGUAGUGGCCAUGGUACCUACCAGCAGGACACCUGCAGCUGCCUGUGUAACCCAGGUUGGGAAGGCCCAGACUGCUCAGUGUCCUCCUGCCCAGAUGAGUGCAAUGACAACGGCCGGUGCGUGGAUGGAAAGUGUGUGUGCCACCAGGGCUACACAGGGGAGGACUGCAGCCAGCUCCUGUGUCCAGACAACUGCAACGACAAGGGACAAUGCGUGGAUGGAAAGUGCGUGUGUUUCCCGCACUUCACCGGUGAGGACUGCAGCAUCCAGAAGUGUCCCAAUGACUGCGUGGGUAACGGCCAGUGUGUGGAUGGCCAGUGCAUCUGUGAAGAAGGCUUUUAUGGCGAAGACUGUUCAUUAGUCUUCGGCCCUCAGGGUCUGCGGUUGGUCCAGCUGACCGACGUCUCCCUCCUGGUUGAGUGGGAUUCAGUUCGUGCAGCAGAGUAUUACAUUUUGACAUAUAAUCCCAAAGAUGAUGAGAGACUCCUGGAGCAAAUCCGGGUUCCCAACACAGAGAACUCCUACCUCAUCACAGGACUGGAACCUGGGAUCACCUACAUUGUCAAGGUGUAUGCUGUCGUUAAAGAAAUCCAAAGCGAAGCAGAAAAGAUUGAAGCAACCACAGAUGUCUCUGCCAUCGAUGGCAUCAGAGUUAUUGGCCAGACAGAAGUCUCUAUUCAGGUGGACUGGAAGAACCCAUCAGCUGAGGUGGAUCACUUCAGGCUCACACACACUGACCCGGCUGGACAGGAGGAGGAGCUGAAUGUACAGAGGAGCCAAGAGGCACGCACUAAGCACACUAUUGCCGGUCUAUUUCCAGGAACAGAAUACCAGAUCUCUGUGCAGGCCAUCAAAGGAACCACUGAAGGAAAGCCUUCCUCUGUCACUGGUGCAACAGACAUUGACGCUCCGACCAACCUGAUCACGACUGAAGUAACAGAGGACACUGCAACAGUUUCGUGGGAUCGUGUCCAGGCAGAUAUAGAGGGCUACAUGUUGAGCUACACCUCUGCUGAGGGCUCCAGCUCUGAGAUCCCCGUAGGACGUGACAGAACCUCGUACAGGCUGGUUGGCUUGAGGCCUGGAGUUCUCCACACUGUUUACAUCUGGGCCUAUAAGGGAGACAAAGUCAGCAGUAAGGGCUCAACAGAGGCUGAAACAGAGCUGGACGCUCCUACUAACGUCUUGGCCCAAGAUGAAACAGAGUCCAGCUUCAGGGUGUCCUGGGAUCACACCCAGGCAGAAAUUGAUGGCUACGUCCUAACCUACAGCUCCUCUGAGGGCUCAAGUGAGGAAAUCCCAGUUGGAUUUGACAGCACUUCAUAUGUGCUGACUGGCCUGAGGCCUGGUGUCCUCUACACUGUCUACAUCUGGGCCGUCAAGGGAGGCAAAGCCAGCAGGAAGAUCUCAACUCAAGCUGUGACAGAACUGGAUGCUCCUGCUAACCUCUUAGCCCGAGAUGAAACAGAGUCCAGCUUCAGCGUGUCUUGGGAUCCAGCCCAGGCUGACAUAGAUGGCUACGUCCUAACCUACAGCUCCUCUGAGGGCUCUAGUGGGGAGAUCCCAUUGGGGCCUGACAGCACCUCUUACACGCUGACUAGUUUGAGGCCUGGGGUUCUCUACACUGUCUACAUCUGGGCCGUCAAAGGAAACAAAGCCAGCAAGAAGAUCUCGACACAAGCCGAGACAGAACUGGAUGACCCUGCUAACCUCUUAGCCCGAGAUGAAGCAGAGUCCAGCUUCAGCGUGUCAUGGGAUCCAGUCCAGGCAGAAAUUGAUGGCUACCUCCUAACCUACAGCUCCUCUGAGGGCUCAAGUGGGGAAAUCCCAGUCGGGUCUGACAGCACCUCUUACAGGCUGACUGGCUUGAGGCCUGGUGUCCUCUACACUGUCUACAUCUGGGCCAUCAAGGGAAGCAAAGCCACCAGGAAGAUUUCAACAAAAGCUGAGACAGACAUCGAUUCCCCUAAGGACCUGAAGGCGACAGAUGUGAAGCUGGAGUCUGCUCUUUUGUCCUGGGUUCCCCCUCUCGCUGACAUUGAUGGUUACAUCCUCACAUAUAGAGAUGAGGAUGGCAACAUGGAGGUGGUUGAAAAGCAGCUCAGGGCCGGCGAGAGCAGUUUUGCUGUACCCGGUUUGGAGAUGGCGAAAAGAUACAUCGUCACCAUCAUCGCCUACAGGGGGAACAAGAGGAGCAAGGUGGUAGAAACCAUCUUCAAAACAGUUGGCCUCCUGUACCCCUUCCCCAUGGACUGCGUUCAGAUCAUGAAGAAUGGCAAUAAGAAGAGCGGUAUCUACACCGUCUAUAUUAACAACGACCGCUCCAAACCCAUUGAGGCGUACUGCGACAUGGAGACUGAUGGAGGCGGCUGGCUGGUGCUCCAGCGACGUACCAGUGGCAAGCUGGACUUUAUGAAACGCUGGAGACAGUACAUUGCCGGCUUUGGCAACAUGACAGACGAGUUCUGGAUUGGUCUGGAUAAGAUAUAUGAGCUCACCAACACUCCUACACAAUAUGAGCUGAGAUUUGACCUGGGCCUGGGCGCCGAGAGAGCCUAUGCUGUAUAUGACAACUUUAAGAUUGCACCGGUCAAGCAGAAAUUUAAACUCACUAUUGGCAACUACAGGGGGACAGCAGGUGAUGCGAUGACCUACCACCAAGGCCGGCCCUGGACUACUGUUGACUCAGAUAAUGACAUCGCCCUGGGUAACUGUGCCCUGACCCACCGUGGCGCCUGGUGGUACAAGAACUGUCACCUGGCCAACCCCAACGGGAAAUGGGGAGACGUCAGACACAGUGUGGGAGUGAACUGGGAGCCGUGGAAGGGCCACCUGGUGUCCCUCGACUUCACCGAGAUGAAGAUCCGACCUGUUGGAGCCAUGUCCAGCAGGAAGAGGCGAUCGUUGAUGGCCAGAGAGAAGAGCAGAACCACAAACCUCCAAAAGAAAUAACAGAGCACCUCACACUAAAACCACAAUUGUCAUCAGUGCCAUUAACCUGCCAUCAUGCUAGAUUUGGGUGUUUCUGUACAUAUGUACAUACAUAUGUCCCCACUGGUCUACAUGCUUCGAUGUGUCUCAACUCUUGGACAACACUUCUUUGGGUAAAGAGAAAAAUGUUCAUAUGCAAUAGUAACUUAUUAUCUGUUUAUAUACAAUGAGAUUCAUCAGAAAUUCCUAGGUUUAGUGUGAUGGCGGGAAAGCGGCGAAUAGAAAACUGCCUUGGAGUUGUUUUUAAGUGAACAUUAAUGAGUUUAGUCUUAUCAGUUAUGAUGCAAUUGUUAUUUUUUUAAACUCCUGUUUCACUGCCUCAAUUAUAAAUCAGGAAACAGUGCAUUUAUGUUAAAUUUGGAACCAAAAAAAUCAAAUUUUUUUCCCAAUUACUGCAUUCAUUUUAACUUUCUUUUAAACCUCGGGGCAGCAGCCCGGAUUACUUGUAUUAUAUUUGUUUAUUUUAUGUCCUAUGAAGAAUUUGAGUAGCGACUUUUCUUGUGUAUAGCAGUAUUUUCAUAACAACAUAAAUGUAAGAAAA
This is a messenger RNA of Epinephelus moara (kelp grouper), 4126 nucleotides long. RefSeq names its product tenascin N (gene tnn). The record is from RefSeq and is a predicted model, not a curated record. The transcript is spliced from 19 exons. NCBI's taxonomy places the organism in Eukaryota, Metazoa, Chordata, Actinopteri, Perciformes, Serranidae. Gene Ontology annotation, molecular function: protein binding. The coding region runs from base 184 to 3546 and encodes 1120 amino acids.